Melopsittacus undulatus (budgerigar) is the source of this 1370-nucleotide messenger RNA. It is a transcript of the gene TAFA1, whose product is annotated as TAFA chemokine like family member 1. Bases 125 to 526 code for a protein of 133 amino acids. Gene Ontology annotation, molecular function: receptor ligand activity. Gene Ontology annotation, biological process: neuroblast differentiation; regulation of neuroblast proliferation. The record is from RefSeq and is a predicted model, not a curated record. The transcript is spliced from 5 exons. Lineage: Eukaryota; Metazoa; Chordata; Aves; Psittaciformes; Psittaculidae.
GAUAAAGAAGAUUACUGGGAAGCUAUUAAACCCCUUAUUGUGAUACAGAUGGAUUUAAAAAAGUGUUAGAUCAUUCCGAUGAACACUAAUAGAGUGCUCUGCUCUUGGUUGGAUUACUCAGAGAAUGGCAGUGGUCUCUGCAAUGUCCUGGGUCCUGUAUUUGUGGAUAAGUGCCUGUGCAAUGCUGCUCUGUCAGGGGUCCCUCCAUCACACUUUCCAGCAGCAUCACCUGCACAGACCAGAAGGAGGAACGUGUGAAGUUAUAGCAGCACACAGAUGCUGUAAUAAGAAUCGAAUUGAGGAAAGAUCACAAACAGUAAAAUGUUCCUGUCUACCUGGGAAAGUGGCUGGGACUACAAGAAACAGACCUUCCUGUGUUGAUGCUUCCAUAGUGAUUGGGAAAUGGUGGUGUGAGAUGGAGCCCUGCCUAGAAGGAGAGGAAUGUAAGACAUUGCCUGAUAACUCUGGAUGGAUGUGUGCGACUGGCAAUAAAAUCAAGACCACCAGAAUCCACCCAAGGACCUAACAGAGCGCCGUCUUCAAGGAGACAGUGAAAGCCCUGCUGAUUUAUGAGGACAAAGUAUUGAAAGUUUAAAACCAUCUCAGCAUUUACAAGCCAAAUGGAUUUCUUAUUUGCACUUUGACUGUUUACCAGACAACAACAGUGGCUUUACUGUGUGAAAGCAAGUAUUCAGUGGAAAUAAUGCCCCUGAUUUUUGACAGCUGAAAAUAAAAAUGAAGAAAAUGGUUCCUUUGGUAAAGUUUCCGAGGUUGCAAAGUACAAACAACAAUCUAAGUUUGGAUCUACAAUUUACUUUAUACCAGUUAAAGUAUAUAUAUAGAAAUAUAUAUAUAUAUUAAUAUAUGAUAUUUUGAAAUAAAAGCCUCACUCUUCAAGAAAUUGAAUAGUACCACACUUUGCUGCAGCUGCUGUAAAUUUUUUUCUUCUUUUUUGUAAUGGUCUGGAAGAUCCCUACGUGUUUCAGAGAGAAAUGUGGCAGUGAAGAGGCAAAGCAAACCUGCUGCGGUACAAGGAUGCCUAAGAGCUACACGAAUCCUACCGAUGUGGCAUCCAGAGCUUCCUGUUCCCUUUGGCAGAAUGUUGAGGGCAUUUGUUGUUCCACUUUGUGUUCUGGAGGCUUUUCCCCUUGUGCAAUACUAGCAUGCUGGCUUUGCUUCAUUAACCAUACUUGAUUGAUAUAUAACAAUGAUAAUUCUAUCCUCUUUCAAGAAAAUAUUUUUAGAGCUGUUAGAUAUUCCAUGAAGAAGAGAUGGACAGCUACUGAGUGAAGUACAGUAUGUAUUAAAGGUUUAUUUGGCAGAGUUUGGUAGACUGUGAGCUCCCUUCUUAUUAAAGGUGUACUGUACGU